Fopius arisanus is the source of this 2125-nucleotide messenger RNA. RefSeq names its product glutamate receptor ionotropic, kainate 5-like. The record is from RefSeq and is a predicted model, not a curated record. The transcript has 7 exons. Gene Ontology annotation, cellular component: membrane. Lineage: Eukaryota; Metazoa; Arthropoda; Insecta; Hymenoptera; Braconidae. The coding region runs from base 263 to 1585 and encodes 440 amino acids. Gene Ontology annotation, molecular function: ligand-gated monoatomic ion channel activity.
GUAUUUAUUUAACGUGCAAUUAUUUAAGUAAUAGUUUAAAAUGCUGGAGCAUGUAGAGGUGAUUGUUUAUUCUUUAUUUCGAUGGAUUUUGUGUUCGGUAGGAAUAGAAGAGAGUGAGAAUCUUCAGAGACUCCAGGCAUAUCUCAGCAAAGCGUACAUCCGCACAGCAGUAAUGCAAAUAUCAACUUUCAUAGAACGAGUAAGAAAUCCAUUUACUAUUUUCCUUAUCCACGGUAUUGGUAGCGUGCAUUAAAUCGUCAAUAUGUCUUCCAAGGUUGGUGGCAGCUACUACCAUAUUAAACGGCCGCUGUUUGUCCUGUUGAACGAUGAUGACGACGUGAGGGAACAAUUUGCCUUUCAAAUUGCCCCUUGGAUCGACAUGUCCUAUCCAACCUGGCUGAUCUUCCUGAGGCCUGAGACUUCGAUCGAGGCCUUCUUCGACAAGAUUUACGUUCAAUUCGACUGCACAAUAAUGGCAUCCAAGCCCGACGCGGAUUCCGAGAACCCAGGGGAAAUUAUUACUGAAGUUUAUCAGAUCGAUAGAGGAGAGAGACUUAGGACUGGGUUAUUCGCCACCUGGAAAAUAGAUACGGGAAUUAAAUUACCACGAUGGAGUCUUUACCAGCGUAGAAGUGAUCUCCAGGGACACUUAUUUCGUGUCAUGUCCAUACAGGAUCCACCUCAAUCUAUGAUAAUUCAUGACGACAGUGGACGUGUAACUGGACUUGGUGGAUUUUUCGGGGGAUUGAUGGAUUUGCUCCAGGAGAGUAUGAACUGCACAAUUCGAGCGUACAUCAAAAGACCGUCGUCUUCAGCUUUGAAAUGGGGUGUAUAUUUGAAUCCUUUUGAACCCAACGUUUGGUUUGCAAUAGUACUGACAAUAGCUAUUACAACUGCUGUAAUUUCCCUACUUACAUCUGCGAUAUCGUUGUAUGCGAAUUGGUGGAAAGACAAUGAAACAACAACAAGGAACGUACCAGACAUAUUGUUCGCGGUCUUCGGGGUGUUCUGUGGUCAAGGAAUGGCUACCUCGAUCCUAGAUCCAAUCCGGAUAUCUCAUUUUGUGAUCCAUCUGACAGGAGUUGUAAUCCUCGCCGCGUACUCUGCAGCUCUUAUCAGUGCCCUGGCUGUCAAAACAUUCGUCCUCCCCUUUACCACCAUGGAGGGCCUUCUCAAGGACAAUACAUACAGAUUUGGAGUCGUCAGAAACUCCGCUGAUUUUGGACUCUUCCAGAAUACAACAGAUGAAAUACUGGGAACCCUUUUCGACAAACUCCUAAUGAAGGAGACGGAAUUGCCCCGUGAUUAUUUGGAAGGAUUAACACUCGUGUGCAACGAAGACAAGUAUGCGUUUAUGGCAUUGGAUCAUGCAGUGGGACAACUUCAAUCUGAGGUUGGAUGUGUUCUAGUGCCUCUUGACACGAUAUCGCAGACGUCGAUUGCUUUUGGAUUGAGACCAGGGAGUCCCUAUCGAGGCAUUUUGGACAGCAAUCUUUUGUUGCUGAGAGACAGUGGAGUCAUGCAGAGACUGUUAAAUUCACACUGGGUAAUGACUGGUGAUAACGUAAGUAUUAUAAUUAUUUAAUGACAUCUUUAAUUUAGGGAUGAUCGGGUGAAGAUGAAAUAUAGGUGAGGCACGGCGAAAUCGGUUGUGUGAUAUAUUUUUCGAGGACAAUUCAGACUAACAGGCGCUUUGAGCUUUUCAGUAGUUCUACACAAUAUUAAUUUUUUUUGUAUUCAACGCGUAACGUCUCGAAUGUUCCCCGAGUGAGAAACCGAGACAAAUAUCGCUUCAUCAUUGUCCCUGCGAUAUUAAUAUACAACUAACUAAACUAUACCUAAAUUAUACUAAAUACUAAACUAUAACUAAAUUCUACAUCACACGUAAACACAUCUCACCAAUAAAUACACAGCUUUUAUUUUAAUACGCUACACCAAGUUAUACUUUAAUACCCGCACCCAAAACUCCAUAUUUUUUGAUAAUUUAACGUAAAGAACACUCGCGAAAGCCUCGAUUUUCCAUACCAAAAAAGGAGUAGUCAUACCCUCUUCAAACCCCAUUUAAAAAAAGACCUGGCGUAUUAUAAUGAAUUUUAAAUUUUAUUUCGUGGGAUAUUUCAAUGUA